Messenger RNA from Bursaphelenchus okinawaensis, 2207 nucleotides. Lineage: Eukaryota; Metazoa; Nematoda; Chromadorea; Rhabditida; Aphelenchoididae. The record is from the annotation of a GenBank genome assembly.
AUGAGUUCUGGGAUAUGGUGAGUGAUUUUGGUUUUUGAGGGCUUUAAUAGGUUAUCAUUACGAGUUUUUCAUUUUUUGUUCCAUUUUUAUGCUUAGGCUUGCGUAAUUUAGGUUGAGGCACACAUUUUUAGGCUUAGGCUUAUGUAAUUUAGGCUUAUACAAGCAUUUUUAGUCUUAGACUUGUGCAAUUUAGGCUUAUGCACACAUUUUUAAGCUUAGACUUGCGCAAUUUAGGCUUAUGCACACAUUUUUAAGCUUAGACUUGCGCAAUUUAGGCUUAUGCACACAUUUUUAGGCGUAAGUUUUUGUAAUUUUGGCUAAAAAUUAUACUUUAAAAAUUCGUUGUGUAAAAUACGAUUUUUCAAUUAUCUUGGUUUACAGGAGCGAUAUUCUGGAAGAUGAACGGAAUCAAAAGCAGCGGCAGGAGUUUGGCAAUGUUAUUGUACAUGGUAUGUUGUCUUUGAGUUAACGUAAAGUGCUUGUUUUUGAAUAUUUUUUGAAAGUUCUUUUUAUGUUGUUUUUAGAAUACUCUGUAGAACACUAUUUUUUAAUUUAUUCUAUUUAAAAAUGGCAUUUUAAGCCUAAAAAUUUGAAAAAACCUUAAAUUUUGGCUCUUUUUAAGCAUAAAAUCCAUAAAAAACGUCAUAAUUACGUCAUUAUAGGUGCAAAUACUGCAAAAAUAGCGAAACUUUUGGACCGUCUAUGUGGCCACGAUUCGGCCGAUGGUCAGAUCUACAUAUUGAACUACCUCAGUGUAUAUACGAAGCAGGAAUCGACCAGAAUCCGGUCGACUUUGAAGUUCACUCAUAUCUCUUUCAACUUUGCCGACUUUUUGAAACUUUCAUUGUGUCCCAACAUGAAACACAAUGCCAAUAUGAUUGUACUUGAUUGUGAUGAACCUGGAGUGACUAUGGCACAGUUGCGAAGGUACUAUCUGGAGAUGGCAGAGUUUUAUACGGGUAUUUAUGGUGAAGAUACGGUGGAGGAGAGACGAGUAUACAGUAAGUUGUUGGGUAGAAUGGUUUUUUUUGGAAAAGUGGCAAGAACUUUUUUUACAAAACAUAAAAUGGCAAGAACUUUCUUUACAAAAUCUAAAAUGGUAAGAACUUUGUUUACAAAACAAAAAAUGGCAAAAAGCAUGUUUAUCGUAUAACUUGUCUCUCGCAGCCUGCAAAUCUCCUGAUUUUUUUCUGCCAGAAAUGGCAAGAACUUUCUUUACAAGACAUAAAAUGGCGAAAACUGAUUUUCAGAACGACAAACAUAUGAACAUCUUUAUAAUGACAUGACAUUUUGUACCGAAUAUUGUGGUACUGAUAUUGUAGUAGUCCUAUUGGACUGGGACAACGACGUACUCAAGUUUGACGAACAUAACAAACUAUUAUAUCAAGUACGAGAGUUUUGUCAUGUACAUGGUGCUGCUUUGGUAUGUUGGGGUAGGGUGUGGUAAAAAAUUUGAGGUAGAAGUUAAGGGGGGGGGAAAGAAUGUAGGCUACGGUAAGGUAGUGUAAGGACAGGAAAGAGCAGGCUAGGGCAGGGUAGGGUGGGUUACGAUAGGUUAAGGUAGGGUAAAGUGAGGUAAGGUAGGUUACGGUAGGGUGCGUUACGGUAGGGUAGAGUAGGGUGGGUUACGAUAGGUUAAGGUAGGGUAAGUGAGGUAAGGUAGGUUACAGUAGGGUGCGUUACGGUAGGGUAGAGUAGGGUAGGGUAGGGUAGAGUCAGGUAGGUUAGGGUAGGGCAAGGUAGGUUACGGUAGGGUAGAGUAUGGUACGGUGCUGUAGGGUACGGUACUUUUCGAUUUGCCUUUCCAGGUAAGCCUAUCCCUUCAAAACGAAUCUACUAUAACCUCCCUCCGCGAAUACCUCUUCCAUCUAAUUCUGGACCAGCCCCUGCCAUUACAUACCAACCUCUCCAACAUAUCCGACUGUUUCAUACCAAUCGGCGGAGAUUCGGCGCAGAGUCUUCGCGAAACCCUCGAAAUCUACUCAAAUCUCGACAUCCAAUUCCCAUUACCUCAACCACCGACCGGUCGAUUCGUGGACAAAGACAAGGUGAUGUGGGAUGAGGAGGAACAACAGUUUCUGUUGAAGAUGCAGAAGGUAUUGACUUCAGAAGCCAAGGAGCUGCACGGUGAAGUGAGGAAGGUGACGAGGAUGAGUGUUAAGGAAGAGUUCGAGAAGUUGUUGGAAGAAACCAGGACCAAAGCUUAG